Daphnia pulex (common water flea) is the source of this 2039-nucleotide messenger RNA. Its product is annotated as HAUS augmin-like complex subunit 3. Gene Ontology annotation, cellular component: mitotic spindle; centrosome; HAUS complex. The record is from RefSeq and is a predicted model, not a curated record. The transcript has 8 exons. Bases 204 to 2000 code for a protein of 598 amino acids. Gene Ontology annotation, biological process: spindle assembly; centrosome cycle. Lineage: Eukaryota; Metazoa; Arthropoda; Branchiopoda; Diplostraca; Daphniidae.
GCUGUGACGAGGCCAGGGUCUAUGAGGAGGUGGUACCGUCACCCGUGGCGGAAUUGGCCGUAAGGCUAUAGCUCUGGCAGGAUUGCGCAGUUUGGCAACUCGGCAUCCGUUACUUUUCUAUUCAAAUCGAAAUAAAAAAAUUCGAUAAGAAGUUAGAACGCGUUAGAACGUGAGCCAUACAGCCUUCACUUCAAAGCAACGCAAUGGCAGAACUGGGAAGUACUUUGUUUCAUAAACUUUCCCAAUUGAAGUAUCCUGCUAUUUACAAAUUCAAUCCUUCUUCAUUCGAUUGGCUUUUUGAUAAUGACGAGGCUUUUCCCUUUUUACACUGGCUUUGUUCCACAGUUCAGACUACUAAUCUCCUCACGGAUUUUGAACUGAAAAAGUUUGAAAAUUUGAAAAAAGAAGGAAUUACUAUUUUGGAAGGCAAAAGGUUAGCUGAGGCUUACGAUAAUCAUUCUGUAACCAUCACAUCUGCAGAACUUGAGACUGAAAUUGAGGAUCUUGAGUCGGUUAAAGAAGCUUUAAUUCUUCAAAAGCAAGUUUAUGUAAACCAGCUGAACAUCUACAAUUCUAAAGGAAAUAUAAUCAGCAGAAAAAUUGCUGAUCUUGACAGCUUGAAUGCAGGCUUAGAAAUAAAAAAUGAAGUUCUUUUGUCAAAAUUGAAGUGUACUGAUGCAAUGGCUAAUGAAGUUUUGCAAUCUGUUAAUGGAUUGUCAUCACAUGUUUUGGAGUUCUUGAAUGAAGAAAAACUCUUGUGCCAAAAUUCAUUUAAAGAGUAUUUGGCCUUUGAAGAAGAAUGCACAGCCUGUUUGACUAAUUACGCUAACAAACAAUUUGAACAAAAAAUGGGGCAUAUGGGACAAAAUUCUGGAUUGGAAAUGUGUGCUUUCUUACAAAUUGGACAGAGCAAUUUUAGAGUUCUCUUAGGGCUUGAUGAGAAGGCAAGAUACACACAAAACUGGGAAUUAAAUUGCUUGCAGCUACAGUUGCCAUUGGCUGAGGAAGACAGGACUGUAAAUGAAACAGAGGUUUCAUCACUAACCACAGCUAUAGGUAUUAGUUACCAAAUUCUUACUACACUAGUUGAUGGAAAAUUUACUUUAAACCAUGUUGAUAGAGAAUACCAGAAUUCUUUGGACUUCAAAAGUCUGGUUUACUCAAAAGAAUUAGCAUCAUUGAAGAACUGUGUUAAAAAUGCAAUUUCUAAAGCCACACAGUUACGCUGUUCUUCUAUAAUCGUCGGAGACUGUAGCUUAAAACUAUUGAGGCAAGAUUUUUUUAUUGCCAAGCAGAAAGAGUUUCUUUCACUGCUGGUUCAACAAUGGGCUAGAGAGCAGUUAGUACUACUUGCUGUAAGGUUUGAAGGCCGACAAUUAGAAACAUUGCUAUCUACCUUAAAACACAUUUCUCAGUAUCUUCUUGAAUCUGAUCAUCAACUUGUUGAAAGACUUGUUUCAUUGAAACAGUUUGUUGAUCUAGAAAAAAGCCUUCACAAUAGAAACACAAUUCCUAGACAUGAUGAAGCAUCAUGCUCAAUGAAAACUAUAUUGGGUCUCCAAUACAAACAGGAAUGCAGGCAAGACCCUUGGGACUACUCAGAACUAAUUAACUUGGCUGUUAUUUUGAAAAAUCAUUUAGAAGAAGCCAAGUCAAAUUUAGGGCAACUGAGUAGAAUUGUCAUAAAUCAACAAAAAUGCCUAGAGCAGCUGGUUUUUAAGUUGGAAGAAUUGCUCUUCGGGUUUCCGCUAACGUCUAAGACGCAGAAACCUUCUAAUCUACAAUUUCUUGAUGAAAGAAUUGAUACUUUGAAUGUUGUAAGACGAGACGUUCAAAGUCAGUUGAAACCCUUGAACAGAAAAUUCAAAACUAAACAGGUCGUUUUCAAAACUGAUCAUCUGAACGUACUAGAACGUAGAUUAUGGACGCUUUUUUACACUGAUGUCACAUCAAUGGUUCAUAGAACAAACGCUUUGAAUAUUAAAAUAAUUCCCAUGUAAAAAUUGUAUUUCUUUUUCAUACUACACAAUAUCAAUGUA